Homarus americanus (American lobster) is the source of this 4109-nucleotide messenger RNA. RefSeq lists its product as uncharacterized. NCBI's taxonomy places the organism in Eukaryota, Metazoa, Arthropoda, Malacostraca, Decapoda, Nephropidae. Bases 718 to 1911 code for a protein of 397 amino acids. The record is from RefSeq and is a predicted model, not a curated record. The transcript is spliced from 5 exons.
AAAGUGCUCGAUCGUGUGCUUCCCUGGCAUCCGGCUGGUUCUUUACUGACGGUACCUCAUACAACAUCGUUUGUGUACCGUGAUACCCUCAUACAACAUCGUUUGUGUACCGUGAUACCCUCAUACAACAUCGUUUGUGUACCGUGAUACCCUCAUACAACAUUUCUGUGCACCGUGGUACCUCAUACAACGUCGUCUGUGCACCGUUUCAAUUAAUGUGUGUUGACUCGUAAUGGAUAUUUACUAACACACAACCCUUCCAUAAAUGAACAGGAAAAAGAAGUGAUGAUAUUCUUAUAUGAUAGUGAAGAACAAGGUGAUUACUUGAGGUAGUGUGACGUGGGUGUCCUUCCAUCCCGGGUGAACUUGUCCUCGACUCUACCGGCUGCGUUUACCCCAACCCUCCAGUACUGUAUCGGUAAAGACAGUAUCUUCCAGGAUGGUCCCACGAAUUUGGAACAUUUCCUACCUAUAUUAGGGUAGGCCAAAUUUAGUUACUUCAUUCAAAAUAUAAUAUUAGUUCAUUUUUUUUAGCCUUUAUCAAAAACCUUCAUUCGUGGUGUAAUUUUGUUUCGCACAAGAAUAUUGUAAAGAUACUUUUUUUUUACCAAGUUAAAUACCUCCUGAGUCCUGGACUGUUGCUUAUGACUGUAAUUUUAUCUCAGGAAGAAUAGCAACAGCUUUGUGUUAUUUAAACAAUUGCAUCCGCUACUCAUAAUGUGGCAGGAGAUAUAUGGAAAGAAAAGGUGGUGGUGCUGCUGCGUGUUAAUGCUGGCAACACUGGUUCAUGUGUUGAUAUUCGUAUGGCAUAGUCAUCCGAGUCCCGUCUCCCAGGUGGUCAGUACCGGACACUACUUGAUAGCUUCCCUUCCUUAUAGACGUGAAGACAGUACAGUGAGCAGCAAGAACACGAAAAAGUCACUUGUUCUCUCUCAGCGUUGUUAUCUCUAUACGGGAAUCACAGCUCACAACACAUGCUGUAAGAUGCUGGACUACACUAUGAACAACGGCAGCAACAUAUUGGAAUGUGCCAAGAAUCAUCGUCUUCAGUUUUCAAGAAACUUCAGAAGAGGAACAACGUCAGCACAAACAGAAGAAACAGCGUUAACACCAGGAGGGGAAGCAACAGCAGGGGGAAGGGGGGGCGGAGCAGCAGGAGUCUACUGGGUGAUGGUGGGAGACUCUCACAUCAGGAAUGUGUUCGACGUGUUGGUGAGCCGCAUCCGAGGACCCAGGCUACAGUACCGCUUCGCAAACGAUACUGAGGAACACUGGCAGGACAUCAACCAGCUAUUUUUGUUGCGCCGCAAAAAUUAUCACGGCAUGACCCUGUAUGUGAAACACCUCGACUUGCCUCUGCGGCUCACUUACCACUGGGACCCCCGGCUGGAGCGUCUGCCUACCUUCAUACACAAGUGGCUGAGUGAACCUCGAAAAGCUCCUUCACUCCUCGUUACUGGUACAACUCUCCACUGGAUGAAGCUCACGGCCAGAAUUUACUUUAGAGACGGGCCCCUGGCAGCAGUGUCCGCCUUCUAUGAGUACCUGUACAGCAUCCGCUCUCUACUAACUAAACUCACUUCUUACUCAUCUGUCGUCUUUAAGCUACAAGAUCACUUACAGGAUGACUCAAAGUUUACCGUAAGAAAUCUUGCCAACAUCGACCUGUACAACAGUUUGGCCAAAGAUUUGUUGUCCGGCACCAACGUGACCACUUGGGACAGCACCAUCCCGCUCUCCGACCUUUACGCCCAACAAUGCAAGGUAAACCCCCGCCACACUGACGACAACAAGUGGAAAUGUCAAGACAAAACACAUGUUGGUUACAUAAUAAUUGAAAAGUAUGUUGACAUGUUACUGAAUUUUGUGUGCAAUGAAUUUUUCAAUGUGACUGAUGAUUUUUGUCCAUAGAAAUUUGUUUUAUUACCACGAAAAAAAAUUUGCACCCAAAAUUAAAUUUUACUUAAGCACACAACAAGACGACUCUGGGUAAUAGUAUUGGUUAGAUGUCUACAAGGCAAGGAGACCCCAUGCUUAAUGUACACUAAAUAAUAGCUCUUAUCCCAGUCACAGAACACAACUCCAUCAUGUUCUUAAACGCGAUAGCUCCAGUAGGUGACACACCAAGAUACACUGCUCAAUAAUAAGAAGCACAGGGGUAUUACAACAUAUUCUCAAGAACAAAUAAUUUGAAGUCGAAAUAUUUAGAUAGAAACGCAAGCGACUUCAACGAUGAGAGAAAAAAAAUCGUGGUAAUGGUGUUGUGGUAGUGGUGUGGUGUUGUGGUAGUGGUGUGGUGUUGUGGUAGCGGUGUGGUGUUGUGGUAGUGGUGUGGUGUUGUGGUAGUGGUGUGGUGUUGUUGUGGUAGCGGUGUUAUAGUAUAGUGGUGGUAACAGUAGAUGGUAUUGGAGUAGGAUGCCGACUCAAGCCAGCGACUCUUUGGGGCAGCAAGAGAGCCCUAUACUGUUCAUCUUAUUUGGAUAAUUAUCUUUUACAACAUUCACUAAAUCGGCCCACUAGGAUGAUAAGUUACCAGAAUUAACGCUGGAAAAUGGAACAAACUUUCACUGAUCUUUUUGUUGUGAUAAACCUGAAAGUCUAUAUGAAGAGCAUAGUGAUUCCGUCAGACAUGAAACUCGACAAUAAUAUGACUGUACUAAAUUACAUCUACUACUGUCACAAUUUAGGUUUAAUGGCGCACGCUGUUUACGGGGAGGCGUUUUGGGAGCACGAUGGUUUUCUGAUGGAAGCAGAGGCAUAUAUAUAUAGACCGAGCAGGUAUACAGUGUACAUAGGCCGUGCAGGUAUACAGUGUACAUAGGCCGUGCAGGUAUACAGUGUACAUAGGCCGUGCAGGUAUACAAUUUUCAAUGUACUGUACCUAGACAGUGCUAGUAUACAAACAAUGAGGCAAUUUGACCAAGAAUAGCCAACAAAGCCAUCAGAUGCUUAUUCCAUGCAGUAGGGUCCUUUACUUACUUUAUCCUCUUCACCACUGAUCGGCUCAUUAGCCGCUUGGGCGAUCGGUCACGUCUCUGUUACACACUGUUGGCAAGUAGUGGCCAUGUACUGGCUCCUGAAUGUACUUGAACCUGCUUUGAUUUAAUAAACUGCUGUUUGGGAAUCUGUUAAUACAUCCAGCAAUGAACGAGUCGUUUAAGUUUGGUCAUUAAUCAGUAAUAGUAAAUCUACAAGAUAUAAGGUGAAAAUUUGUGGAUAAAUAUAACACGCAUUACAUUUCAACAAUACUACUGUACAUUGUGAAUACAGUAACUAACUCUGUUUUGCUCGGGUAUGUACUCUUUAGUUUUAGCUAUAAAAUACAUGAUAACAAUAAUCGUUCUUUUCCUAGAUGAUAAAGUUGUAGUCAUAUUAAGCGCUUCCUGUAAUAACUAAAGCGACAAAAAAUUUGUAUCUGUAAAACAAACGCUUUUGUUUAUCUCACUGUAACUUGAUUAUAUAAAAAUGUUCAUAUUGAAUAAAAUUUAAGCACUUCGACCUCCAAGGUUACUAAGCCUUGUUCACUUGAUUUGGUUUCAACAACACAACUUUCAAAUAAACAAUCAAUAAAUGGGCAUAAUAAUGAUACUGUAUAGACUCAGCGGUUUGGAAUGACAAUUAUUUGUUCAUCGAUAAACUAAUGUCUUAUCUACGCAUAUCUACAGUAAUUUGUUUCUUUUGGUAUAGAAGUAUAAUUAUGUUUACCUUAUAAUUAUGUUGUUUGUACCAUACCAACAGUCAAAAAUAUUCUACAUAUGCAGGGCUGAAUAUUAAGGACAAAAGGGACCCAGGGUAAGGGUUUAUUCUAGGGCCCUUUUAGCUACCUUGCCUCUAAUUUGGCCCUAACAGAUCAAACAUUAGAAUCUAUCAGUAUUCAGUCCUAAUCGCUCUGGUUUGAUCUCUUCUAAUACUUUACAUAAUGCAGAUUUGAAUGUGAUUUCAUUUGUUUGUAAAGGAAAUGAAGUAAAAUAUUUGGGAUAAACUUGAAAUAAUUACAGUUCUUCCUCACCUUGUAUAAACAGUGUUAUGAUAAGCUCACAUUGAUUGUGCAAGAUUAUUAUUCAUUAUAACUUAAACUGUCAGAAACCAAAAAUAGUUUAAUAAAAUGG